GAAGAGUGGAUGUUUCUGACCAAUGAGCGUUUAGGACGUAGACGCUAAGCUUAUAAAUGACAAGGUGACGGUUUAACGCGUCCUGCCUUUAUUGACUGCAGCUGUGUAGAAGACGAACUAAUUCAGGACCCCUGAAAUCCGUAUCUAACCGAUUCCAGCCAUGUAUCUCUGCACCAAGUUUAUCACUUCUCCUGCUGUGCUGCGUGGGGGUUCCAGAGUCCUGACCCGGCAAGUCACAGUUUCUCUCUUCAACAGACCUGAAGGCAUACUGGAGCAACAGGCCCUGUUGCCAGUCAGCCAAUCUGCAGUCCUGACCCGCUCCUUCCAGACCAGCGCCAUUUCCCAUGAUAUUGACACUGCUGCCAAGUUCAUUGGUGCUGGUGCUGCCACAGUUGGUGUGGCUGGUUCUGGAGCUGGAAUCGGAACAGUGUUUGGCAGCCUUAUCAUUGGCUAUGCCAGGAACCCCUCCCUGAAGCAGCAGCUCUUCUCCUACGCCAUCCUAGGCUUUGCUCUAUCUGAGGCAAUGGGCCUCUUCUGUCUGAUGGUGGCAUUCCUAAUUCUGUUUGCCAUGUAAACCUGGAAAUGCACCCAAUACCUCCUUCACGUCAACCCCUUGUUCUCUACUUCUUUGCUUUGUCACUACCUUCCUUCCAAGGGGAAGAGGGCUUUCUCAGAACCAGAACUCUGAACAAGCUCCCGGGCCAUUCCAAUCAACAGAAAAUAUUAAAGGAAAAUAUGUACAACUGAGGUUGAGCCUGAAGUCUAACAUUUUUAUGUUACUACAGUUAUUUGUUUUUGAUAUAAGGCUUCAUUUGGUGGGUGAGGGACACUGUCCUUCAAAAAAUAAAUGUGGUUUAAUCUAA
Messenger RNA from Oreochromis aureus, 863 nucleotides. Its product is annotated as ATP synthase F(0) complex subunit C2, mitochondrial-like. Bases 161 to 574 code for a protein of 137 amino acids. The transcript is spliced from 5 exons. The record is from RefSeq and is a predicted model, not a curated record. Gene Ontology annotation, biological process: proton motive force-driven ATP synthesis; proton transmembrane transport. NCBI's taxonomy places the organism in Eukaryota, Metazoa, Chordata, Actinopteri, Cichliformes, Cichlidae. Gene Ontology annotation, molecular function: proton transmembrane transporter activity.